GGACCACGCCGACAACAACCCCAGCGACAACCGUUCACCCUCAAAAUGGCCGUCAUCAACAAGAGCCUUCACUCUUCCCGGAGCAAGUCCAGAAAGGCGCACUUCAGCGCGCCCUCCUCCGAGCGCCGUGUGAUCCUGUCUGCUCGCCUCUCCAAGGAAUUGGCUGAAAAGUACAAUGUCCGCUCCAUCCCCAUCCGCAAGGACGACGAAGUCCUGAUCCAGCGUGGAAGCCAGAAGGGUCGUGAGGGCAAGAUCACCAGCGUCUACAGACUGAAGUGGGCUGUCCACAUUCAGAACGUGAACCGCGACAAGAGCAACGGCCAGAGCGUUCCCCUCCCCAUCCACCCCUCCAACGUCAUCAUCACCAAGCUCCACCUCGACAAGGACCGUGAGGACAUUCUGGCUCGUUCGGCCAAGGGCCGUGAGGCUCGCAAGUCGGCUUAAAGGGUUUUGUCCGGGGUUUAGUUCAUGUUGCAAUGGCGGUAAAGGCGCGGGAGUUCUGAUAGACUCGAAAAAUGCGAGAUCCACCCUUCUAUGCCGAGGAUAUAUCCGCGGAAAUAGGUGCAUUGCGAUGAAAUGAAAAACGAAAAACUUUAUUUCCGCUAUCUAUGGUUUGCACCACGGGUUUCUAAACCGUAGUGUUAGACCUUUCCUCUCCUAGAAUCUCGGCAAUGGCUCAAUUUCAAAAGACUUACUUUUUCCUUGUUACCGAGUCCGUUGAUUGCCGACUAUUAUUCGAUUUUCUGUUGUAGCAUGGCCAUCUCCCUUUCGGCAGGAAACCUCGGUUUGGAUCCCCCAAUAUGGCGUCAUGAUAUCUUCUCGAAUUCGUUCGAUCCUGAUGGUAGAAGGGAUAAUAAAAUGGCGUGUAGACGUCGCAGAAAUAUACUUAUUGACUAA
This is a messenger RNA of Aspergillus alliaceus, 897 nucleotides long. Its product is annotated as 60S ribosomal protein uL24. Bases 46 to 444 code for a protein of 132 amino acids. The transcript is spliced from 7 exons. Gene Ontology annotation, molecular function: RNA binding; structural constituent of ribosome. The record is from RefSeq and is a predicted model, not a curated record. Gene Ontology annotation, biological process: cytoplasmic translation; ribosomal large subunit biogenesis. Gene Ontology annotation, cellular component: cytosolic large ribosomal subunit. Lineage: Eukaryota; Fungi; Ascomycota; Eurotiomycetes; Eurotiales; Aspergillaceae.